GUGUUCUUGAACCGGGUCGAAAGAAAAGAAAAAAAAAACAGACGAAAAGAUACGUCAUUCGCUCGUCUCGGGGCCCGCGAACACCCUGUCGAAGGUACCAGCGAGAUACCUCGCCGAAGCGUCGUCGCCGUCAUCGUCGUCCACAUCCAAGCAUCUCGCCACGCGUCGCGACGAGAUAACGCCGUAACGAGAUAAAGUCAUUCUAACCCAUUUUUCUCGCGGCAAUGGAUCAUUUCAAAGUAGUGUACAUAAAAGAAUCACAAGAAAUUGAACCCGUGCCACAUCAGUGGGAAGCCAACGGUAUUUUAUAUUGGCCACCAACCAAAAGUGAAACAAGAAAGAAACAAUCUGAUGUAAAAUCAGUAUCGAUUCCUGAUAAAUGGACUAAAUAUAAUUGUGUUGUUAAAGCCCAAGGCAUAGCUCUGUUUGUACAUGCUUCUGCUACUGCAGAUAAGUUGUGUCAAGAAACAUCAACGGAUGAUGACGAUGAUCAAAGAAGAAGUGAAUCUAGUCGUAGAGUGUCUAAGCCUCCUGCCAGAUAUUAUAAUACAAUCUUGAAAGACGCAAGUGAAACAUUUUCUUCUGAUAAUGAUGUGGAUAAUAUACGUGUAUUAAAAUCAGAAACAAUAGUUACCAAAAAUUCAACUUCAAACAAUUGUGUCUCCAAAGAAAAUAAUUCAAACUCAAUUUCCAACAUAAAUAUCAAUAAUGUAGAGCAUGUAGAGCAAGAACAAUUUGAUACAACAAUAGUUAAUCCUGAAAAUGUAAUUAAUGGAUUUAUCGUUCCGGAAAGUGAUAUUGCCAAAUUAGGAGAUUUGAUUACAGAAGUGAGCAACGUACUUGGAUCUAAAAUAUCAGAUAUAUCAGCCAAGAUAGACCAUUUGGAAGAACUAUUAUUAAAAUACCAAGAUAAUGAGACCAGAAACAUGGAAAAAAUAGAAGAAACAGAACAAAUUUUUUCUUUAGAAAAUAUAGAAAACGUUAUUAUAUUUGAAGGUAAACUUAAUGACGAACAAUAUCGUCAGAAAAUAGUGGGACAUUUACGAAGAAUAACAGGAUCAGCACAGCCAUGGAAAACUGCCAGUUAUAAAUUAAGUUCUACAUUAUUUACAAAACAACUACUCACCAUGUAUUCGUGGACCGGUGCAAGCCGUACUGGAAUAAUCAAAAAGCCUUUCCAGCAGUUGGUUAAUAUUUUGGAUGUGUUUUAUCAAGUUGUCAAAUACGCAGAUAGCACUUUUUCUCAUAGUAUGAAGGAGCAAUUUUUUCGAGAUGGUAUUUUAAAACAUAGCAAUACCAGAUUAAAUCCGAAAAAGAGAGUUACAAAAGGUCAGAGUAAGAGCAAUAUUCUUCCAGAUGAUUUGAGGAAUGAUCAUCAGGAUAAUGAAGAUACAGAAAAAAACAGUACUUCCGAACAAGAUGUCAGUGAUGGUACAUCUAACAAUAUUAAUGACCCUGAGAUUAAUGAGACCAAUGAACAUGAUUAA
Messenger RNA from Temnothorax curvispinosus, 1487 nucleotides. RefSeq lists its product as uncharacterized. NCBI's taxonomy places the organism in Eukaryota, Metazoa, Arthropoda, Insecta, Hymenoptera, Formicidae. Bases 225 to 1487 code for a protein of 420 amino acids. The transcript has 5 exons. The record is from RefSeq and is a predicted model, not a curated record.